GGAACCAUUUUUGUUUGCAUGUCCGCUAUAAACCCUGGUGUGAAAACUGGCUUUCUCACUGGACGGCUGUUGUUUUUGGCCAUUUUGCUGCUGUGAAGGUUCACUGAUGUGCAUGAAGAAAACACAGGGUCAAGAUGUGGGUCUUCAUAUUUCUCUACAUACUGAGUCUAAACAGUCAGGCCUCUGCAACAGAGAACUCAACGCAGAUGUAUUACGCUAAACUGAUAAUAGACAGAAGUGCAAUUGAAAUAAUCAGUUCGAACCUGAGCUUUUAUGUGAAAGACAACAACGUGACCAUCGACAACGUUAGAAUGACAACAAAAUGUGACAAAAACAACGGUAGUAAAACAUGUAGAUGCGAACAUGGCCACAAAUGGAGUGAUGAAGUUCUUCUCAAAGAGGGUUGUGAUGGGAAUAACUGUACCCUCAAGGCUGACUCUAAUUCAAUGUGCACUUUAAACACUACAGUUGAUAUCACGGGGAGAUUCAAACUGGGCGGAGAUAACUAUACUGAUUGCCUGACAGAUAAGGCCUCAUCCAAAUAUAUGACCUGUCAUGCACGUCUGUUAAAUCAGAUGAAAACCCUAUACAGUAAAAUAAGAGGAUUUGACAGUCUGGCAAUAAUACAAUUCAGUCUCGGGAGCAUUAUUGUUGAUUUUACAAUGAAGAUCGUCUCUGACGUUAGUUCGGGAGAACUGUUUAAUAAAUCUACAGAACUGACAAAAACUCUAACAGGCAGUAUGACUUUGGAGACAAAAGGCAUUGUCAAUUUGGAAGUAUCAAAGGCAUCAGUGCCGUAUGACAACAAAACUGUUGUUACUUGUAAAACUGAGAGAGAGCUUAAAGCCCAACCACAGUGGAACCUGAAUAGAGAAGAUGGAUCGUUUCUCAUAACUAAUGGCAGCAUCUCAACAGUAGAAAUUAAAGAAAAAGAAAGUUCAGUCACGAUUCAACAUGUUAACGAACUCUGGCAAGGAGAGUACGUAUGUCUUUUUGUUGAAAAAGAAGGUCAAAUAACCAUAAACCAUAAAGCCAAUGAUACAAUGGAUGUAUGCCUCAAACCAAAGAUCGACAUUUCCGCAGAUCCGGCAUUUCCCUUGUGUAAGACAGAAGAAGAUAGUGUUCUUUAUGUGAUCGUGAAAUGUGAGAUAAAGAAUACCACCGAAAAAUACAAUGUGAGCUGGCAAGAAGGUGCCAUUGUAUUACCCACGACUACAGACAAAGACAAACUGAUUUAUUCAGCUAAAAUAAUAGUUGACUGUAAGAAAGACAAGGGGAAUUCUUCUCCAGAUUCAUAUUGCGACUUUACUAAUGAGUGCAACCAAGUCCAAAAGGCAUCUAUGACGGUCGAAGUCAUUUAUCUUCAGAAUCAAUAUUGUUCAGCAGAAGGUGAAUGGGGAAACACCAAGGCCGAAUUUACUGCAGAAAUAAAAUGCAAGGAUAAAGCUGGAACAAGAAAGCGAAAGUGUUCACCUGGGGGAAUAGGCCGGGAAGGGAUAUGGGGUGACGAGGUUUCACAGUGUGUUGAACAGGACCUCGCUAAUGUGCUGGAAAGUGCUACAAUUAGUGACAUUGGACUUGGUAUACUGGCUACAAAUGCUGCAAUAGUAUUUGAACGCUUUGUGAAUGUCACAAAGACAUCAAAAUUACCUGGUUAUGCUAACAUAAAUACAUCGGUCGCAGUACUUAGCACCAUGGAUAAAAAGUUAAAUAACAGUGUUAUUACAAAUGAGACAGCAAUAGAAAAUUUUCUAUUCUCAUCCAGUCAUUUGCUGAAUAAAAGUCUUGAAGACUCGUGGAAUAAAGAUACCACUGACAACACUUCAAUGGCUGAGAAAUUCAUGCUUUCUGUUGAGAAUUUAAUUAAAAUAUCAAAUAUGACAGGGGGGACUAAGAAAGAAAAUCUGCACGUGGAUGUGUGCAAUAGCUCCAACUGCAACAUCACUGUUUUCAAUGUUUCAGUUGUUCUUUCAGGUGGAGUGAAUGUGAAAACAGCUGCAUUCAAACAACUGGAUAAAUAUUUGCCCAAUCUUGACAAUAAAACAGAGGUCAACAGUAUCAUUGUAUCCACAACUGCAGAUAGCUAUAGUGACAUUACCCUAAAGUUUGAAAUGAUCAAGCCAAGACCUCGUAAUGUUGAGCUAAAAUGUGUGUUUUGGGACAAUAAAAAACAUGCGUUUUCAUCAGACGGAUGUAGGUGGUUGGGUCCCUCUAAGGAGGGCCACUGCACAUGUGAUCAUCUUUCCUCGUUUGCAUUGCUACUGUCCAAGGAGCCCCUGGACGUCCCUGGUUUGACUUAUCUAACUUAUGCAGCUCUGUCAGUAUCAGUGUUGUCACUCAUUGUCACUCUUGUAAUAGAACUGAUAGUCUGGAGCGAUGUAGUCAAGACGAGUACACUAUAUUUACGUCACACUGCCCAUGUGAACAUUUGUCUGUGCUUGCUGAUUGGUAACCUCUGCUUUUUGGCAUCUUCUUCCAACCCAGAGAAUAUUUCAGACCUCUGGUGUCGAACCUCUGCGGUGCUGAAGCAUUUCUGCUAUCUGGCUAUGUUCUUUUGGACGUUUUGUUUGAGCGCCACACUUCUUCAUCAGGCAGUGUUUUUGUUCCACAAGGUGAGCAAGGCAAACUAUCUGAGGUUCUCGUUGGUUGUAGGCUACGCCAUCCCCUUGAUCAUAGUCUUUGUCACAUUUCUUACCUGCAACGGUGGAGCUGAGGGGGUAUAUUACUUGGAGAAGACCUGCUGGCUGGUUUAUGGCGGACUGUUUAAAGGCACUUUUUAUACGUUUAUCAUUCCAGUUGGAGCAAUUGUUUUCAUUAAUGUGUUCUCAAUGCUUGUGGUCAUCAUGAAGCUCAUAAGCCACCACUCAGAAAUACACCAAAAAACUGACAUUUCACCAGAAAAGGAGAAAGCAGCAGCCAAAACUGUUGUGAGAUCCAUUAUCCUACUGACCCCGAUUUUUGGUGUGACGUGGAUCUUUGGAUUUGCCAUUUUGAUUUUUGAUCUCACAAGCGGACCCGCAGCAUAUGCAUUCGAAUACAUCUUCACCGUACUCAAUGGAUUCCAGGGCUUCUUCAUUUUGUUGACCACAUGCUUCUUAGACAGAAUGACUCGUGAGGCUCUACUGAAACACAUUAAGAAGAAAGUAGGUGCACCGCAACUACAAUUACAUGAUACCAUGGCUAUUUCUCUUGUAUGUCUUAUUGCCAUUUCUUCUUCCCUCUGAUCUCCAGGCUCCAGCAUCUAGUGUCAGUGAAAGCACCUCAAAGUCAGAGUCAACAUGGAAGAAAUGAAACUAUUUUCAUCUACAUGUAAAACUAGUAUCACUAGUAUCACAUUUAUGUGCCAUUGAAAAUAAAUGUACAGUGUGCAUUCACUUUUUACUGAAGCCAAGAGUGGAUGUUUUCCGCGUGUACUUUUUUCCCAAAGGUUUUCUCGAGAUAACCAGUUAAUGUUCCAUUUUCUGGAAAUAACAAUAUAAUUUCCCAUUGGUUUUCUGGAGAUAGAGUUAAUUUCCUGAUGAUUUUCUUGAAACCAGUUCAUUUCAUCAAUGGUUCUCUCAAGACGAAUUCAUUUCCUGAUGGUUUUCAUGGGAUAACAAGUUAAUCUCAAUAAAACAAACUUUGCUUGUGCCGUUGUGUAAAUACAUGUGGCAUGUAUUUGAAGGAUGGAAUCAGGUUUAACACACACCAGUCGUCUCGUGAUCAUCUCGAGAUCACGAGAUGAUUGGAUCAGAAAUGGUUUUCUCAAGAAAACCACUGGGAGAAAGCACAUGCUGAAAACGUUCACUCUCGACUUCCAUAUCUUUUUAAUGUGAUUGUUUAUUAAUAUUAUUAGUAAAAUUAUAAGUGUAUAGUUAAUUAUUUUUAGCCUCUUUGUGUUACAUUUUGCAUGAACUUGUUCUGUAUGCACCUUUAGGAUUUAAUGAGUUAACUCAGCUUAUACAAAUACCAGCUGUGAUCAGAGUCACAUUGAAUUAUUCAAGUUUUAGUUGGUAUAUUUGAAGAGAAAUGGAGCAAAAGACUCAACCUGUAUGCCAAAAUGAUGUUUUAGACUUGAGUCUAGUCUUAGUUUUCCUCCUGGUUCUAAAAGCAAUGUCUUCUUCGUAAUCUUUGCUUUGCUGUAACCACUCCUCAUCUGAGUCGUUUGCAAUAUCUUCUUCAGCUAUUUUCUCACGGAAGUCUUUGCACUCAAGCUCUGCUCUGCAACAUAUUAAAAAGAUUUGUAACAUUAAAUCAGAAACUUUUGUAAAGGUUGUUCGUAAUAAAGGAAAAAUAGGUGAAAAUUG
Molecule: messenger RNA, 4286 nt
Organism: Xiphophorus hellerii (green swordtail)
Lineage: Eukaryota; Metazoa; Chordata; Actinopteri; Cyprinodontiformes; Poeciliidae
Gene: adgrf3a
Product: adhesion G protein-coupled receptor F3a
Exons: 17
Coding region: 135-3224 (1029 amino acids)
Biological process (GO): adenylate cyclase-activating G protein-coupled receptor signaling pathway; cell surface receptor signaling pathway
Cellular component (GO): membrane
Molecular function (GO): G protein-coupled receptor activity
Source: RefSeq, a predicted model, not a curated record